Molecule: messenger RNA, 5975 nt
Organism: Hippopotamus amphibius kiboko
Lineage: Eukaryota; Metazoa; Chordata; Mammalia; Artiodactyla; Hippopotamidae
Gene: ZCCHC2
Product: zinc finger CCHC-type containing 2
Exons: 14
Coding region: 428-3973 (1181 amino acids)
Molecular function (GO): nucleic acid binding; phosphatidylinositol binding; zinc ion binding
Source: RefSeq, a predicted model, not a curated record
AGCGUCUCCUCUCGGCCCGGCCGUUCCUCCUCUUCUGCCAGCCGCUCGGUCCGCACCGGCUCGCGAGGGAACCGCUCGGGCACCGGCGCCCCAGCCCAGUGCGGACGACGGGAGAGAGGGAGGCGGAAGGAGGACGCGAUCGCUCGCCUGCUCCCAGACGUACCCGGGCUCCCAGAGCCGGCGCGGAGCCCAGGGGGAGGAGCCGCCGCGGGCACGCCCCGCCUCCGGCCCGGGAAGACGACCCCAGCGACCCCGCCGGCUGGCCACCGCCCCCCUCGCCGGCCGAGACCCGCCCCCGGCCCCGGCCCCUCCCGGCAGCAUGGAGGGGCCCAGCUCCUGACGGCCGUGCCGCCGCCUCGGCCCCCGCCCCUCCUCCCGGUCCCUCCCUCCUGUCCCCGCUCGCAUGUCCGCGCCGCCUUAGCCGAGGAUGCUGAGGAUGAAGCUGCCGCUGAAGCCGACGCACCCCGUGGAGCCGCCGCCCGAGGCGGAGGAGCCCGAGGCGGACGCGCGGCCGGGCGCCAAGGCGCCGCCGCGCCGCCGCCGCGACUGCCGCCCCCCGCAGCCGCCGCCCUCGGGCCAGCCGCGGGGCCCCCCUCCGCCGCCGCCACCGCAGCCGCCGCCCCGGGGGCUCGGGCCGCCUGUUGCUGGCGGAGCGGCGGCGGGGGCGGGCAUGCCGGGCGGCGGCGGCGGGCCCGAGGCGGCGCUGAGCGAGCAGGAGCGGGUGUAUGAGUGGUUCGGGCUGGUGCUGGGCUCGGCGCAGCGCUUGGAGUUCAUGUGCGGGCUGCUGGACCUGUGCAACCCGCUGGAGCUGCGCUUCCUCGGCUCGUGCCUGGAGGACCUGGCACGCAAGGACUACCACUACCUGCGCGACUCGGAGGCCAAGGCCAACGGCCUCUCGGACCCGGGGCCGCUGGCCGACUUCCGAGAGCCCGCUGUCCGCUCGCGCCUCAUCGUCUACCUGGCGCUGCUGGGCUCGGAGAACCGUGAGGCCGCCGGCCGCCUGCACCGCCUCCUGCCCCAGGUGGACUCGGUGCUCAAGAGUCUGCGCGCGGCCCGGGGCGAGGGCUCGCGGGGCGGCGCGGAGGACGAGCCCGGCGAGCGCGGUGAGGACGGCGAGGAGGACGCCGAGAAGGACGGCUCCGGCCCGGAAGGCAGCGGCGCCGAGCCCCGGCCCGGCGGCGGGCUGGGCUUCAGGGCCCAGGAGGAGCUGCUGCUGCUCUUCACCAUGGCCUCCCUGCACCCGGCGUUCUCCUUCCACCAGCGGGUCACCCUGAGGGGGCACCUGGAGAGGCUCCGCGCCGCGCUCCGCGGUGGCGCCGAGGACGCGGAGGUGGAGGCGGAGCCGUGCAACUUUGCCGGCCCCCGGGCCCAGAAUGACUCUGCUCAUGGUGAUUAUAUGCGAAGUAACGAGGCCAGUUUAACAGAACAAGCCCCAAUACCUCGUGAUGGACUCACUGUGGCACCUCAUAGAACCCAGCGAGAAGCUGUACACAUUGAGAAGAUAAUGUUGAAAGGAGUCCAGAGAAAAAGGGCUGACAAAUAUUGGGAGUACACCUUCAAAGUAAAUUGGUCUGAUCUUUCAGUCACAACAGUAACAAAAACCCACCAAGAACUACAGGAAUUUCUACUGAAGCUUCCAAAGGAGUUGUCCUCGGAGACUUUUGACAAGACCAUCUUAAGAGCCCUGAAUCAAGGCUCAUUGAAGAGGGAAGAGCGGCGGCACCCUGACCUGGAGCCCAUCCUGAGGCAGCUAUUUUCAACUUCAUCACAAGCUUUUCUACAGAGUCAGAAAGUACACAGCUUUUUUCAGUCCAUAUCAUCAGACCCUCUACACAGCCUCAAUAACUUACAGUCCUCUCUGAAGACUUCUAAGGUAUUAGAACACUUAAAAGAAGACAGCUCAGAAGCUUCAAGUCAAGAAGAAGAUGUGUUACAGCACACCAUAAUCCACAAGAAGCAUGCCGGGAAGAGUCCCCUUGUGAACGCUCUUGGUACAAGUUGUUCUCCAUUGGAUGGGCUCACCAUGCAGUAUUCUGAACAGAAUGGAAUUGUGGAUUGGAGGAAGCAAACCUGUACCACUGUUCAGCACCCGGAGCACUGUGCGGCCUUAGCUGACCAGCAAUCAACUGAAAAACGAAGUUUAUCUUCAAUAAAUAAGAAGAAAGGAAAGCCACAAAUAGAAAAGGAGAAAAUGAAGAAAACUGAAAACAGAUUGCAUAGUAGAAUAAAUGGCAUUCGAAUCUCCGCUCCUCAGCACGCCCACAGUGGUUCUGUGAAACAUGUGAAUUUGGACAUUGGAUCUGGACAUGACACAUGUGGAGAAACAUCUUCAGAGAGUUACAGUUCUCCGUCAAGCCCACGACAUGAUGGAAGAGAAAGUUUUGAAAGUGAAGAAGAAAAAGACAGAGACACAGACAGCAAUUCUGAGGAUUCCGGAAAUCCGUCAACGGCCAGGUUUACAGGUUAUGGUUCUGUCAACCAGACUGUCACUGUCAAGCCACCCGUUCAGAUCGCUUCACUAGGAACUGACAGUGCAAACCUCUUAGAAGAUCCCUUAAACUCACCUAAGUAUCAGCAUAUUUCUUUUGUGCCCACUUUGCACUGUGUCAUGCACAAUGGUGCCCAGAAGUCUGAGGUGGUCGUUCCUCCGCCCAAAUCUGCUGAUGGCAAAACAGUCGGGAUGCUUGUCCCUAGUCCUGUUGCUGCUUCUGCAAUAAGGGAGUCCACGAACUCAACCCCUGUCGGAAUACUGGGGCCGGCAGCUUCUACUGGAGAGUCAGAAAAGCACCUUGAAUUACUGGCGUCCCCUUUACCUAUUCCAUCAACGUUCCUUCCACAUAACAGUGCACCUGCUUUGCACCUCACAAUUCAGAGGCUAAAAGUGCCGCCGCCGCAGCAGGGAUCUUCCGAGAGUUGCACAGUGAACCUCCCACAGCAAGCAACCGGGAGUCUGAGCAUCGGAUCACCAAACACUGCCUUUAUUCCUGUCCAUAACCCAGGUAGUUUUCCAGGAUCUCCUGUUGGUACCACGGACCCCAUCACAAAAUCUGCAUCCCAAGUGGUAGGACUAAAUCAAAUGGUGCCUCAAAUUGAGGGAAACACAGGGACCAUCCCUCAGCCUGCCAAUGUGAAGGUAGUUCUUUCAGCAGCCGGCCUCUCGGCCACACAGCCACCAGCUUCCUACCCCUUGCCAGGCUCUCCCCUCCCUGCCGGGGUGUUACCCAGCCAGACUUCCAGCGUGCUCAGUACGGCGGCCACAUCUGCCCAGUCAGCGGGUGCAGGCAUCAGCCAGGCCCAGUCGACGGUCCCUCCCGCGGUUCCUACCCACACCCCCGGCCCCGCCCCAAGCCCGAGCCCUGCUUUGACACACAGCACCGCACAGAGCGACAGCACGUCUUACAUCAGUGCUGUGGGCAACACGAACGCUAAUGGGACAGUAUUGCCACCACAGCAGAUGGGCUCAGGUCCUUGCGGUUCUUGUGGGCGAAGGUGCAGCUGUGGGACCAAUGGAAGCCUUCAGCUGAGCAGUUACUAUUAUCCUAAUCCAAUGCCCGGACCAAUGUACCGCGUCCCGUCGUUCUUCACUCUGCCAUCCAUCUGCAAUGGCAGCUACCUCAACCAAGCACAUCAGAGCAAUGGAAACCAACUUCCUUUUUUUCUGCCUCAGACUCCAUAUGCAAACGGACUGGUGCAUGACCCCGUCAUGGGGAGCCAGGCCAACUACGGCAUGCAGCAGAUGGCGGGGUUCGGGAGGUUCUACCCCAUGUAUCCAGCACAUAACGUGGUUGCCAACACGAGCGGGUCGGGGCCCAAGAAGAAUGGGAACGUUUCAUGUUACAACUGUGGUGUAAGCGGACACUAUGCGCAGGAGUGCAAGCAGUCGUCCAUGGAGGCCAGUCCACAAGGCACUUACAGACUGAGAUACGCACCUCCCCUCCCCCCUUCUAAUGAUACGUUGGAUUCUGCAGACUGAAACAAGUAAAGCUUGCCUACUUAAUACACUGAAGUGUGGGGAGUCAUGGUUGGGGUGUGGAGGGGAGGAAAGGAAAGGUAUUUUGUUUGUGUUUCUUUGUUUAUACAUUUCCUAGAUUUCUAUGCAGUUGGGAUUUUUCCUUUCUCUUGUACCAAUGUCCAAAACAAAAAAGAAUGCAUUGCUUUUGAGCCUCUGGUCUCCUGGUUCAACAACAGGCUUAUCUAUGUGAUAACAUGUAAUUUAAACAUCCAAACAAACUAUCAAAAAGAAAAUGUUGAUGCGUGCUUUUUUUUUUUUACACUGAAUACUUGCUGUGUGCAAUGUUUACUGAAUCUUUAAAACUGUGUAUUUGACCUUUUUUAGUAACACUGGUGACAGUCAUAUGGUUUUGCAAAAAAAACUUUGCUUCUUCCCCAGCUUUUCUCACUUUCGUCUCAAACUCUGCUUUUCUCCCGCACCCUCACUCUUUCCAGUGGCUGCAGGAGUGCACUGUUCACACUUUGUAAACUGCUCUGCAUAUAAAUCGAGGGUAAAAUGUUUCACCUUAAUCAUAAAGGAGAAUCAGACUUCCAAAAUAGUGUGUAUAUAUGUAAUAAACAGCACCACGUAAAUACAUAUAUGCAGCGCUUGUCCAAAUAAAAAUUAAAAUAAGUGGAAGAGAGAGGAAAAAGUAAAACCAUAUGCAACUGAAAAUAUGACAUAUGAAGUGGACAAAGAGCUUUUUCUUUAAAAAAAACAAAAAACAAAAACAACUUUUUACUUCAUCAUACUUUUUUAGCCUGUUGCUUCAGAGAGACAUAAAGUGAACAAACUAUUGUGAGUGUGGUUCUUCUGUGUUUGUGUUUGUACUGAAAGUCAACAGCCAACUUUAUGUGUAGUCUACCACUGUGUCAUGUAAAAGAGACACUUGAGUCAAGAUUUCUUCUCCUACACCAACUGUUACAGUGUUUGUUGUGUUUAAAAUGUGUAUGGUUUAUUGCAAUCUGAACAGAAGCCCUGCGUUUCUACAAAAGUCAGGUAUUUGUUCCCUAACCUGUCUCUCGUAGCAAGUCACUUUUUAUAACAGUUUUACCACUAUGCUUGAUUAUAAUGUGAAAGACUGAAUUCUGAGUGUGUUAAGAUGGUAUUAAUCAUGUCAGUGUCACAUCACUAAGUUUAAUGCUGCUGUUUAAAACAAAAAGUUUUUUUUAAGCCAAUCUAUGUACUAAAUUGCUUCCAGGUAAUUUUUGAUUUCCUAAAGUGCACUGAGGUUAUCUGGAAGACGGGGUGCAGGUUUGGGCUGCUGCCUUCCAACAGCAACGAGCAACUACCACUGUAGAGUCGCAGGUUCAGGGCUUGGGCUUGGGUUUGUUGCCCCAGCCUCAGCACAGAGCAGAAACGACAGAUGUUGGUUGUGUGGGGUCACGUUGGUGUGCAGCAGGGGAACUUAAAUAUUUGUCUUGUUCAGAAGCCGAACAGAUUGCCAGACAAAAGGAAACACUUGAAGAAAGAAGCUUCAUGUAAUGCUUCAUAGGUAGAAUUUAUAUUUAUAGCACCAUUGUACAUUUUUAAACCUUCUUUCAGGGGUGGGAGAUGAAGGGGAAGGGGGGGUGUGAAGGGGAAGGGGGGGUGUGAAGGGGUAGAUGAAAGCUUUAAUUUAAAAAAAAAGUUCGAGUAAAGGAAAUUAUUUUGAUUAAAUAUAUUUUAUUUGAUCUGGGUAUUUUUGGACCACAUUAUUAAAUUAAUUGUUAAGCUGCAGUUGAGUUGUUCAAGUGAGAGUUUCGAUAAGCCCCAUACAGACCGCAUUGUGAAUCACUUGCCAGUUGUACUUUAUGGAGCUUAUUUUAUGAUUUAAAGACUGUACUGUACAUAGGAGGUAUGUUACCUUCUCCUUAUUUGUAUGUUUACCAUAUACUUUGAUAUUUGAAAUGUUAUGUACUGGAAAGGCCACUUAUAUUUCUAGAACAGAUUGGAUUUUAUGCAAACUUUUUUCCUUGAAUUAACAGCAAUAAAAAAAAUGAAA